ACUGCCGGCGGGGGUGCUGGGCUGAUGAGAGCCGUCACCACCCUCCUAGCUUCCCUCCUGGCUCUUCCAUCCCAACCCCAACCUAACUGUUCUCCCCAUACCCCUGGCAAGCCCACCUCCAGUGCAGGCUCCACCAAGAACCGCUCAACUUGGUUUCCCUUCAUCCUCAAGUUUGCCAAACUGUCAAUCCCCAAACCCCUUUCUCCCACCACAGUACCAGAAUCUAGCCCCUUCUGCAGAAGUGAGAGGGCAAAGAGUGGAGGAAGAGGAAUAUUGAGGGGUGGGGGGACUACAUACCUUCUCACAGGUGAGCCCCAGGUGUGUCUCAGAGGGAUCCAGGUGACUUCUCUGCAGCCUGCUUGCCAUGACGCCCCACCAAGAACGGGGGGAAUAAAGUGGGAGUCCUUCCCCAUGCCCCUCCCCUGGUCAGCUCCCCGAUGGCCUGGGUGAGGGUGGGCUGGCUGCUCUGACACCAUGGGGAGCUGCUGCAGCUGCCUGAACAGAGACAGCAUCCCAGACAACCACCCCACCAAGUUCAAGGUGACAAAUGUGGAUGACGAGGGGGUGGAGCUGGGCUCCGGAGUGAUGGAGCUGACGCAGAGCGAGCUGGUGCUGCACCUGCACCGGCGCGAGGCCGUCCGCUGGCCCUACCUCUGCCUGCGGCGCUAUGGCUACGACUCCAACCUCUUCUCCUUCGAGAGCGGCCGCCGGUGUCAGACGGGCCAGGGGAUAUUUGCAUUCAAGUGCUCCCGGGCCGAGGAAAUCUUCAACCUCCUUCAGGAUCUGAUGCAGUGCAACAGCAUCAGCGUGAUGGAAGAGCCGGUCAUCGUCACUCGCAACAGCCACCCGGCUGAGCUUGACCUCCCUCGGGCCCCGCAGCCUCCCAACGCUCUAGGCUACACUGUCUCCAGCUUCUCCAAUGGCUUCCCGGGCUGCCUGGGAGAGGGCCCGCGAUUCUCGGCACCCCGGCGCCCCUCGACAAGCAGCCUCCGACACCCCUCAGUUGGGGAAGAGUCCACCCAUGCCCUCAUUGCCCCUGAUGAACAGUCCCACACCUAUGUCAACACACCGGCCAGCGAGGAUAACCACCGCAGGAGCCGGCACUGCCUGCAGCCCCUGCCUGAGGGUCAGGCACCCUUCCCCGCUCAGGUCCGGGGCCCCGACCAGCGGGACCCGCAGGUGUUCCUGCAGCCGGGCCAGGUGAAGUUCGUGUUGGGCCCGACCCCUGCCCGACGGCACAUGAUGAAGUGCCAGGGCCUUUGCCCCAGCCUGCAUGACCACCCCCACCACCACAACAACAACGAGGGCCCUUCCGAGUGCCCAGCCCAGCCCAAGUGCACCUACGAGAAUGUCAGCGGGGGGCUGCGGCCGGGGGCCGGCUGGAGACUGAGCCCAGAGGAGCCGGGCUGGAAUGGCCUCGCCCACCGCCGGGCCGCCCUGCUGCACUAUGAGAACCUGCCCUCACUGCCCCCCGUGUGGGAGAGCCGAGCCCAGCAGCUGGGGGAGGAGGCCGGGGAUGACGGGGACUCAAGGGACGGGCUCACACCCUCCUCCAAUGGCUUCCCCGACGGUGAGGAGGACGAGACCCCACUGCAAAAGCCCACCAGCACCCGGGCUGCCCUCCGCAGCCACGGCAGCUUCCCUGUGCCACUGACCCGCCGCCGAGGCUCCCCGAGGGUCUUCAACUUUGAUUUCCGCCGGCCGGGCCCUGAGCCCCCAAGGCAGCUCAACUACAUCCAGGUGGAGCUGAAAGGCUGGGGCGGAGACCGGCCCAAGGGGCCCCAGAACCCCUCAGUCCCCCGAGCCCUUGCGCCCACCACCCUCCCUGCCCGCAGCUCAGAUUCCUACGCCGUGAUUGACCUCAAAAAGACCGUGGCCAUGUCAAACCUGCAGAGGGCUCUGCCCCGUGACGAUGGCACCGCCAGGAAAACCCGGCACAACAGCACUGACCUGCCUCUGUAGGGACUUCCCUCCUCCCCGCCGUGGCCCAGCCUCUGCCUCAUGCUCUGUCCUCUGAGCUCACACUCCCAGGGUUCCAGAUUGCUUCACAGAAGGGCAUUGAGGUGGGACCAGAUGCUUCCCUGCACUGGCCAGAGUUCCCAGCCACUGAGUCUCCUGGUCUCCAAGUUGGGGGAAGAGGGUGACCAGGCGAGGAGGGAGCCACAACGGAAACUGUGAAGGGUUCCCAUGAUUGCAUCUAGCACCCUCCCAUUAAGUCCAUUUGUCUCGUCUGUCAUCUGUGUGUGUUUUUUUUGGUUGAAAUUUUGAAACGUUUUGUACUUGUUGAUUUUAUUUAUCAGUUUAUUUUUCUAUUUAUUGUUUUAAAUGUAAUUUAACAUAUUUAUUAUUAAUAUAAUUAUUUUUAAAUUCUG
Ceratotherium simum simum (southern white rhinoceros) is the source of this 2372-nucleotide messenger RNA. It is a transcript of the gene FRS3, whose product is annotated as fibroblast growth factor receptor substrate 3. Gene Ontology annotation, cellular component: cytoplasm. Lineage: Eukaryota; Metazoa; Chordata; Mammalia; Perissodactyla; Rhinocerotidae. Gene Ontology annotation, molecular function: transmembrane receptor protein tyrosine kinase adaptor activity; fibroblast growth factor receptor binding. The record is from RefSeq and is a predicted model, not a curated record. Gene Ontology annotation, biological process: fibroblast growth factor receptor signaling pathway.